Molecule: messenger RNA, 1105 nt
Organism: Symsagittifera roscoffensis
Lineage: Eukaryota; Metazoa; Xenacoelomorpha; Acoela; Convolutidae
Exons: 5
Coding region: 259-996 (245 amino acids)
Source: RefSeq, a predicted model, not a curated record
CAACUUCAAGUUCACAUUGUCUUCGAUGGGCCAUUGUUUGCGCAUUAAACUCUUUCAAAGACUAGUUUUGAUUGUAACUUGAACUACAUGGCAAACGCAGACCAAUUUGGCAAAUAAUUUUGAAUACACAAAUUUCUAUACAAAUUUUUAAAAAGUCAUGUAGUUUUUACUGUUUUUAUAAAAAAAAAGAUAAAUAUUGGUCGAACUUCAAUUUUACAAACUCUGAGCCAAAAAAAUCACUGAUUAAUCUAAAUUGAAAUGUCCGUAUCGGUUCGCACCAAGGAUAAAAAGAACAAGAGGAAAAAUUUGGAUAUGGGCGCCAAGUCUCUUACGAAUCUGAACAACCUGCAAGAUGACUCACUGUCAGUUGUCGAUCAGCAGCCCGGCAACACCAUCACAGUAUUGUGUCUGUCAUUCUCAUUCAUAGAUCUUUCCAAUUUCCGCAAAGACGUGGAACAGGCCGCCAUUUGUCAGAUGUCCACUCCAUCUCCCCCCACGACUUCCAAGACCAGCAGAGUUUUCUUCGGCAAUGUCCAAAUGGAGAACAGUCCUCGAAUCAAUAUCAAAUUCAACACUGUAGACAACAUGGUUGACCACAUGCACGAAGUGAACUUUGAGUUCCACUGUGUUGUGUUCUUGGUGAACUUUCUUCACCCUUUCCUCAAAGCACAGCUGAUGAAGGCCAUCGAGACAUUCCUGGAUGGGGGAAUGUUCGAUCUUUCUAUACCAAUGUCACUUCUAUCCCUCCAUCCUGAACAAGACUGUAAUAACUUCCGAAAGAGAAUUAUCAGUGAUUUCGGGUUCGAAGAUGACAAUUUGUGUUAUUAUAAAUACGACAGAGAGACGUCAACGAAAACAUCUCCUUCAUUGAACAGCGGAGGGCGCAAAAACAGCAAACAACAUCAUCAGGUCAUCCAGCACAUGUUCGACUGUCUGCAGUCUAGAGUGAGUCAGAACAUGGACAUGAGCAACUGGCACCUUCUCAAAUACGACUGAAUAGCAACAACAGAGAAAAAAAACAAUCGAAUUACGAAAGAAAAUUGCAAUAAAAGUUGAGACUCAAAUUCUUUCACAUUUCUUAAUUUCAAAAUGAGAAAAAACUUUU